Boeremia exigua is the source of this 1863-nucleotide messenger RNA. Its product is annotated as general substrate transporter. The coding region runs from base 201 to 1805 and encodes 534 amino acids. Gene Ontology annotation, cellular component: membrane. Gene Ontology annotation, biological process: transmembrane transport; carbohydrate transport. The transcript is spliced from 3 exons. Gene Ontology annotation, molecular function: carbohydrate:proton symporter activity. Lineage: Eukaryota; Fungi; Ascomycota; Dothideomycetes; Pleosporales; Didymellaceae. The record is from RefSeq and is a predicted model, not a curated record.
GGGGCUCCGCAGUCCAGCUUGUAACCUGGUCCUCGACAGGGGCCCGGCCCAUGGGGAAUGUUGAGAUUUUGUUUCCAACGGACACAUUCAGUCGUGCUGGAAAUACUUAGACCGAACCAAGGGCGAUCGCAACUUCUUCUCUGCGCACCUCUUCACAUCACAAUCAUCCCGAUAUCCGUCUUUCCCCAAGAACAUUGCAAAUGGCCAUUCUAAAUCGACAAAAAAGAACUGAUCGAAAGCAUGCUGAGGCAGCUGUUGGUCCAGCCCUUGCUGCACUACUCCCUGAUGACCCAAGACCAUGGUGGCGUGUUAGCCACCUCAUCCAACUCAACUUAUGUCUAAUUGUUCCCCUUCUUUCCUCAACAACUUUAGGAUAUGAUGGGUCUAUGAUGAAUGGCCUCCAAACCCUCCCGCAAUGGCGCCAAUUCUUCGGUAACCCUGAAGGUGCGCUCUUAGGUCUCAUGAAUGCUGUCUACCCGUUGGGCAAGGUGUUUGGGAUGAUCGUGGUCACAUACGUCUCUGAUCGGUGGGGUCGAAAGCUGUCACUUCUUGUCGGCCUGGUCUCGUGCAUCGGCUUUGCUAUUAUGCAAGGUCUUUCACAAAACCUCGCCACAUUUGUGACUGCCCGAGCCCUAUUGGGCUUCGCUACGUCGUUCAUCAGUCAACCGAGUCCUAUCCUCGUAUCAGAAGUGGCCUAUCCAACGCAUCGCGGCAAGAUAACGGCCAUGUACAACACGUUCUACUAUUUUGGUGCAAUAUUUGCCGCCUGGUGUACCUUUGGAACAUUCAAGAUAACGAGUACCUGGAGCUGGCGCAUUCCUUCGUUGCUACAGGGAGCUAUACCUGCGUUCCAGUUGGCGGGUCUCUACUUUACACCCGAGUCUCCAAGAUGGCUCAUCUCUAAGGGUCGCACUGAAGAUGCCCGGAAGAUUCUAUCUACGUACCACGCUGGCGGCAGUCUUGACAGUCCCUUGGUAAACUUUGAAAUUUCCGAAGUCCAACAGGCCAUUAGUGCCGAGGCACAAGAGCUAUCGUCCGCAUCCUGGCUGGAUCUAGUAGCCGGAGAAGCUAAUCGCAAACGCGCCCUGAUUGCAGUCAUCGUGGGCUGGUUUUCUCAAUGGUGUGGCGUCGCGGUGACUUCGUAUUACCUCGUACUCGUCCUAAACACAAUCGGCAUCACGGACGUUAAGGAUCAGACGCUUAUCAACGGGAUUCUCCAGAUUUUCAAUUGGGUCGUAGCGACAUUUCUUGGUGCCCUCAUGGUAGACCGACUGGGCCGCCGACCGCUAUUUCUCAUCUCUACAGCGGGCAUGCUCGGAAGUUACAUCGCCUGGACCGGCCUCACUUCCUUCUUCGCACGCACUCAAAACGAAGGCGCAGGCCGUGCUGUGGUCGCAUUCAUUUUCAUUUUCUAUUUCUUCUACGACAUCGCUUGGACACCCCUUCUUCAAGCGUAUCCGGUUGAAAUUUACCCCUUCACUCUGCGCGGCCGCGGCCUCUCGCUUACCUACAUCACGGCCUCCACCGGUCUCAUUGUAGGAAAUCAGGUCAAUCCUAUCGCCAUGAAGGCCAUUGGAUGGAAAUACUACAUCGUGUUCUGUUGCAUCCUGGCCGCACUUUUCGGUGUCAUCUACAUCUUGUUCCCGGAGACUAAAGGUCGCACCCUGGAAGAAAUUCGCGAGGUAUUCGAUGGCUCCACAAGCGUGGCCAGUGAGAAGAUCGAUCCUGAAUCAGAGCAGCCCGACAGGAGUGAUGAUCGUCAGGAUACGAAGGGUGGAAACGUCGAGGAGAUUGAACGUCGUUAGAUAUCAAAAGGCUUUAUUAUACAACGGCUUAUGUGCCACGAUACGAAGUCAUGCCACC